UUCAAUUCCAUCACUACAUCGUAAUCACAUUUCUCUCUCUUACCUUAAAUAGCAUUGUUUUACAUAUAAAACUGCUGCGUUGAGGCUUUGUUUCUCAUCACUUAGGUUGUUUCAGUUUGGUUAUGGAGAUGGAAGGGUUAGAUUCUAAUUCUAAUUCCAAUUCCUAUUCUAGCUCUGCCCAGAGCAACAUAGCCAAGGGCAAACGGACCAAAAGGAUGAGGCUUUUGUCCCCUUCUGGUGUCGCCGUUGUUACCACCGCCGCCACCACUGGACUCACCACCACCACCACCAGUUGCUCCAGUCCUAACUCCGGUGGCUCCUCCACCACCACUUAUGAGAGCGAAGAAGAAGACAUGGCAAAUUGUUUGAUUCUCUUGGCCCAAGGAGGGGAAUCUCACCCUCAUCAACCUCAUCAUCACAAACAACGAGUUGAAGAUCAUAACGGUGUCAAGACAGCAAAGGGUAAAGGUAACACCAUCACCACCGCCGCCGCCGCCGCAACAACCGCAGUUGACACCAAAGUUGGUUUCUUUAUUUAUGAGUGCAAAACGUGUAACCGAACGUUCCCUUCGUUUCAAGCACUGGGUGGACACAGGGCGAGUCACAAAAAGCCCAAACUUUCGCCUGAAGAGAAAAAACCACCACCCUCUCAAUCGCCACACGUGGCUGUUACAACCUAUGAUCGGUUCGAAGAGGAUAACGUUAAAAAUGGUCCUCCGAUUUCCCUUCAAUUGGGUCAUGGCAACAACAAGGUCAAGAUUCAUGAAUGUUCCAUCUGCGGUUCGGAAUUCUCAUCAGGACAAGCAUUGGGUGGACACAUGAGGAGGCAUAGGUCAUCGACAAACACCAACACUGUUGACACAUCAAGUUCUAACACCGUCAUCGCCGUGGCCACCACUGUUUCUCCGCCGCGGAACGUCUUGCAGUUGGAUCUUAACCUCCCGGCGCCGGAGGAUGAUAUCCGGGAGGCUAAGUUUCAAUUUCCGGUAACAACUCAGAUGCUGGUUGGUACUCCGGCUUUGGUAGAUUGUCUUUAUUAGAGAACAGGGUGGGGAUUGGAAUUUCAAAGAAUUAUUAUUUUGAUAUCAAUGUGAAUUAUUAGUGUUAUUUUUAAUUUACAAUUAUUCGUAAUUAUCGAUUUUUUUGGAUUAUUAUUCCUAAUUCGGUUUAUUAAUAAUUUCCAUUUUGAUAUAUGUGAUCGAUCUACUUGUU
Messenger RNA from Vigna umbellata (rice bean), 1212 nucleotides. Its product is annotated as zinc finger protein ZAT5-like. NCBI's taxonomy places the organism in Eukaryota, Viridiplantae, Streptophyta, Magnoliopsida, Fabales, Fabaceae. The record is from RefSeq and is a predicted model, not a curated record.